This is a messenger RNA of Propithecus coquereli (Coquerel's sifaka), 3393 nucleotides long. It is a transcript of the gene PRKCQ, whose product is annotated as protein kinase C, theta. The record is from RefSeq and is a predicted model, not a curated record. Lineage: Eukaryota; Metazoa; Chordata; Mammalia; Primates; Indriidae. Gene Ontology annotation, molecular function: ATP binding; diacylglycerol-dependent serine/threonine kinase activity. Gene Ontology annotation, biological process: protein phosphorylation. Bases 184 to 2304 code for a protein of 706 amino acids. The transcript has 17 exons.
AGUCCCGCGACGUCCUCUGCAGCAGGGAAGUGACAGCAUUUGCUCGGGUGGAUAGUCGACCCCUCUGCGGCUCUGGCUGUUGGUGAUAAAGCCUCCAGUUACACGCAGAUGGGGCACCCAAAGUAAUAUAUCCUGCAGCCCCCAAAUAGCACUUGUCUUUUGUCAUUUUUCCAGGGAGCAACCAUGUCACCGUUUCUUCGAAUCGGCCUGUCCAACUUUGACUGUGGGUCCUGCCAGUCUUGUCAGGGCGAGGCGGUUAACCCCUACUGCGCCGUGCUUGUCAAAGAGUAUGUUGAAUCAGAGAAUGGGCAGAUGUAUAUCCAGAAAAAGCCUACCAUGUACCCACCCUGGGACAGCACUUUUGAUGCCCACAUCAACAAGGGAAGGGUGAUGCAGAUCAUCGUGAAGGACAAAAAUGUGGACCUCAUAUCUGAAACCACCGUAGAGCUCUACUCGCUGGCCGAGAGGUGCAGGAAGAACAACGGGAAGACGGAGAUAUGGUUAGAGCUGAAACCUCAAGGCCGAAUGCUAAUGAAUGCAAGAUACUUUCUGGAAAUGAGUGACACAAAGGACAUGAGUGAAUUCGAGGCAGAAGGCUUCUUCGCGCUGCAUCACCGCCGAGGAGCCAUCAAACAGGCCAAAGUCCACCACGUCAAGUGCCACGAGUUCACCGCCACCUUCUUCCCGCAGCCCACAUUUUGCUCUGUCUGCCACGAGUUUGUCUGGGGCCUGAACAAACAGGGCUACCAGUGCCGACAAUGUAAUGCAGCAAUCCACAAGAAGUGCAUUGAUAAAGUUAUCGCUAAGUGCACAGGAUCGGCCGUCAAUAGCCGAGAAACCAUGUUCCACAAGGAGAGGUUCAAAAUCGACAUGCCGCACAGAUUCAAAGUCUACAACUACAAGAGCCCAACCUUCUGCGAGCACUGCGGGACCCUGCUGUGGGGACUGGCGCGGCAGGGGCUCAAGUGCGAUGCAUGUGGCAUGAACGUACAUCACAGGUGCCAGACGAAGGUGGCCAACCUUUGUGGCAUAAACCAGAAGCUAAUGGCUGAGGCGCUGGCGAUGAUCGAGAGCACCCAACAGGCUCGCUGCUUAAGAGACACUGAACAGAUCUUCAGAGAAGGUCCAGUUGAAAUUGGUCUCCCAUGCUCCAUCAAAAGUGAAGCGAGGCCGCCAUACUUACCCACACCUGGAAAGAAAGAGCCUCAGGGAAUCUCCUGGGAGUCUCCGUCAGACGAGGUGGAUAAAACGUGCCAUCAUCCGGAACCUGAACCGAACGUAGAAAGACCAUCUCUCCAUAUGAAACUAAAAAUCGAGGAUUUUAUCUUGCACAAGAUGUUGGGGAAAGGAAGUUUCGGCAAGGUCUUCCUAGCAGAGUUCAAGAAAACCAAUCAAUUUUUCGCAAUAAAAGCCCUAAAGAAAGAUGUGGUCUUGAUGGAUGACGAUGUUGAGUGCACGAUGGUGGAGAAGAGAGUCCUCUCGCUGGCCUGGGAGCAUCCGUUCCUGACGCACAUGUUCUGCACGUUCCAGACCAAGGAAAACCUCUUUUUUGUGAUGGAGUAUCUCAACGGAGGAGACUUAAUGUACCACAUCCAAAGCUGUCACAAGUUCGAUCUCUCCAGAGCCACGUUUUAUGCUGCCGAAAUCAUUCUUGGUCUGCAGUUCCUCCACUCCAAAGGAAUCGUCUACAGGGACCUGAAGCUGGAUAACAUCCUGCUAGACAAGGACGGACACAUCAAGAUAGCAGAUUUCGGAAUGUGCAAGGAGAACAUGCUGGGAGACGCAAAGACGAACACCUUCUGCGGGACGCCCGACUACAUCGCCCCUGAGAUCUUGCUGGGUCAGAAAUACAACCACUCUGUUGACUGGUGGUCCUUCGGAGUUCUCCUGUACGAGAUGCUCAUCGGGCAGUCGCCCUUCCACGGGCAGGACGAGGAAGAGCUCUUCCACUCCAUCCGCAUGGACAAUCCCUUCUACCCACGCUGGCUGGAGAAGGAGGCCAAGGACCUUUUGGUGAAGCUCUUCGUGCGAGAACCCGAGAAGAGGCUGGGUGUGCGGGGAGACAUCCGCCAGCACCCUUUGUUUCGGGAGAUCAACUGGGAAGAACUUGAGCGGAAGGAGAUCGACCCACCAUUCCGGCCUAAAGUGAAAUCACCGUACGACUGCAGCAACUUCGACAAGGAAUUCUUAAACGAGAAACCCCGGCUGUCGUUCGCCGACCGAGCCCUGAUCAACAGCAUGGACCAGAACAUGUUCAGGAACUUUUCCUUCGUCAACCCGGGCAUGGAGCGGCUCAUCUCCUGAACCUCGCCUCCCCAGGAACGCGAAGGCAUUGGCCUUCUCUCUGGGAACUGGUCCAAGACUGACACUUCUUGGGUUCCUUUUUCAACUUGGAAAAGAAAAGAAACACUCAACAGUAAAGGCCGAGACCCGUUAGCCCCUCGCCCGACCGUUUACCUGUAGCAGAAACCAACUCUACUUCACUAAAGACUGCGCCCUGCGUUGUAGCUCUUGGCACGUUUCCCGACACUCUCCAAGUUAGGUCGUGACUAACCCUAGUUGUUUACUUGAACGAUGGUUCUCCACACUGGGAAAUUUGAAAACUCAAUACUGCUCUCAAUGGUGGCUCUUCACUCGGGCCCCAACUGCUGAGCAAUGGGAUGUUCCGCGAAUGGAGGAGCAAACUGAACACAAAUGUCUCCAGACUGAAACAGCCCGUCGCCUGGCGUACCUGGUGGCGCAUCUCACGCAGCCUCAGACGAGUAACCACUCACCCGUUUUAUCCUGUUUAUAUCUGUGGAAGUGUAAAUGGCUAGGGGGACAGCCCUGAAUAGGUUUUUAUGGGAAUUCUUCACAAUAAACAUAGCUUGUAACUUAAGAUUUACAAAUCCAUUCAUUCUGAUUAGCUGUGAAAUUCACGGGAGAGAGGAAAAUGGAAAAACGGGAAAAGCUUCCCUGAUUGGGAAGUUUGGCUAGAACACCUACGCUGGUUCUCUUGUCAAGAUAGACCUCAAAUUUAGAGUUCAACAAAGAUAGUGUCACUUCCCUCUUGCCAGGAAAACCUUUCCAUCCAUCCAUUGUUCUUUGACCUCAAUAUCAGCGCAGUCAUUCAUUACCGUCCUCACAUGGUGAGGAGAAGAAAAGGAAAAGUGCAUGAUUCUUCGGAGAGAAAAGAAAACCAACCCCUGGUCAUACCAUGACUGACGAUUUGAUGACUCGUAAGCCCCUCCUGAGGCAUCAUUCAAGACAAACACUCCAUGCCUGCUACUGGCUGUGGUCAAUCGUGUUGAAUUGGAAUUCUAACUAUGUGUUUUUAAAGUAUCUGUGCUGUUUGUAUAUUUUGAUUAAAUGUUGUGACUUAAUGAGAAAGAGGUGGAUGUGUAAAAAUGGAAU